AUGGAAUACUACACUGUUAGUUUAAUUCUUCAUAACCUUAGGGAAUUUGAAUAUUAUCAGUUUUCUGAUGUACAUUUCUUAAUCUUCUACAGUAUUUAUUUGCAGAAUGAGCUUCAUGGGCGAGCUGCUUUGCAGUGGUCUAUUUGUCAAGAUUCACUUAACAGGUCAGCUGAGGCUCGAGUUAUGUACGAGAAACUGCAGUCUCAUCCAACUGUUGACGUAAGAAAGAAAGCCAAGCAGCUCAACUUCGGGUUCGAGGCCAUGGAAAUGAUCAAGUUUAAGAGCACAUCCCUCCCCAUAAAUUCAGGUUAUCAAAAUUACUUUGACGCUUUUGUAGAAGAAAAAACUGGGUCUGUAAGAGCAGCCGAUGAAGAAGAAGAUAACGUUGCGCUCAAACAAACUAUUCCAUAUGUCAUAUUUCUUCUAGCUCCACUGUUUAUUGUGUUCCUAUUAGCUCUAAGAAAAGCUGUUUCGUUGUAAAGUUGGCUACUGCACACA
Papaver somniferum (opium poppy) is the source of this 498-nucleotide messenger RNA. RefSeq lists its product as uncharacterized. Lineage: Eukaryota; Viridiplantae; Streptophyta; Magnoliopsida; Ranunculales; Papaveraceae. Bases 1 to 480 code for a protein of 159 amino acids. The record is from RefSeq and is a predicted model, not a curated record. The transcript has 3 exons.